Molecule: messenger RNA, 1101 nt
Organism: Cadophora gregata
Lineage: Eukaryota; Fungi; Ascomycota; Leotiomycetes; Helotiales; Ploettnerulaceae
Exons: 1
Coding region: 1-1101 (366 amino acids)
Source: RefSeq, a predicted model, not a curated record
AUGCAGCAUCGGCUGGCGAGACAGACCCGUCGUGCCAAUCUACUCGUUCCAGUGGAUGAUAGGCGCCAGAAUGGACACGAAGAAUGGGGACUGCCUAAGUACGACGGCUCGUAUGGCGGUCUCCAAAUCGCAUGGCGCAGACGACCAACUCCCGAGCAAGCAAAACUGAUCGAAGCUGGUACUUUCAGCACAAGCAGUGUGAAUGAGGAACAGCAGCUACCUGGCAUGAGUUACAACGAGGAGCUCGAUGCCGAAGUUGUACAAUACGUCUGCCGCCGUGGGACUUAUUCUGUACAAGUCAUCAACAGAGCUAUGGUAAAGAUUGCGGGAAUCCAAGGCAUCUCUCUCAUGAGCAGCUGGAAGCAGAUUUUACCCGAAUACCGGGCAGUAUUUUACGGUGAGAACACUUUCGUUUUUGAUACUCGAGGUCAGGAUCCCUACACUCAUCACCGAGGUGUCCACGCGUCUGAUGCAUUCAAGAGAUACUCUCACCAAUGUCCGGGCUUGCCUCUAGCAGAUGGUACUGUCAGCCAUCGCAACACCGAGCGAUCUAUUACCCACAUGUUCGACAAGGAUGCUCGCCAUCAAUCGUUCAUAUCCCGAGAUCCACUCAAAAAGUUCUUCAGAGAGACCAGUCAAGAGAACGCAUCCGCUAUUAGCAAAGUCAUCAUUAAAGGUUAUUUCAGACCCGUAGAAGAGAACGAGCGAUCCAAAUACAAGCGUCCUCUUGGGUUUGGACGCAUCCUUCCAAUGCAUGCCACGAUUUUGAAAAAGUCUGUCCCAACCUUCGAAAGCUCACUCUGCACCAAGGUUACAACAUUUCCUUCUGGGACGACGACCCCGACGGCACCAUGGGACUUACAGAUGAAGACCGCGUUGACCAAAUUGUCGGAAAAGUCGUUGAUUUGCUUCCGAGCUUGCAAGAUUUGCAGUUGGGAUACUAUCAUUUUGUACCCAAUGGUGAAUCAGUUGUUGAGGAGUGGGGACCAUCGCUCCGCUGGGAGGAAAUUGUUCGGACUCGUCAUCGUCAGCGGGCGGAUCGAUCAGGUGCGGAGGAGAGAAGAGCAAAAGAGGGCCGUGGACAUGAAGGAAGGGAGAUGA